Molecule: messenger RNA, 186 nt
Organism: Sphenostylis stenocarpa
Lineage: Eukaryota; Viridiplantae; Streptophyta; Magnoliopsida; Fabales; Fabaceae
Source: the annotation of a GenBank genome assembly
AUGGCGGGCAAUGGAAACGACAUUGUUCAUUUGGCUGUAAAACCGAUUUCAGUAAAAGCAUCUUCCACACAUAACAAGUUAAGGAACACUGUUUGGGCUCGUAAACAGAACGCUGUUGAGGAGCUAGGUCAGCAGCCCUCAGAAAGUAACUUCAUCCCAGAUUCUAUAGAACACAGUUGGUCGUGA